This is a messenger RNA of Porites evermanni, 1001 nucleotides long. Lineage: Eukaryota; Metazoa; Cnidaria; Anthozoa; Scleractinia; Poritidae. The record is from the annotation of a GenBank genome assembly.
GCCGAAGUACUCAAGAAUGCGGGCAAUGAGGCGUACUCAAAGAAAGAUUUUGCCAAAGCUUUUUCCUUUUACACGGAAGGAAUCAGAAUUCAAUGCACGGAUAAAGAACUUGUUUCCAAGCUGUACAACAACAGAUCGACGGUAUACUUCAAUUUAGGUAAAAUAAUGAAUGAGAGAUCAGAAACUAACUUUCUAUUUACUCAGGUGCGUGGUAUUUAAGGAUAUCCCUAUAGAUUUCCUUUAAUAUUCAGUUUAGAGAUUGCACCCUCAUUUCUUGUAAAAGUAAGACUCGCUAACCGAAGGAAACCUUUGGCUGUCUCUGUCUUUUUAUCCAAUGUUCAAGCUCUUCAAAAUCAAGUGCUAAAGAUGGUGCUGAAGAUGUUUUAAUGGUGAUUCUUAUGCCUUUUAAAAAUACAGCUUCUCAUUGUUCUAGAACGAAAAAAAGAAAGAGGGAGAAAGUUUACAUAGUACUGAGUAAUUCUUAAAUGAGACGUUUUCAAAAAAGGCCGACCAGAAUUAAGUACCGAAUAAUUUGAUACGGCGCUUCGAUGAGUUAAUACCGUAAACGGUGAGUCCGAGUGUAACAGUUGCGUCCAUUUUUUAUAAGACGGGGGCCGUAAACCAAAUUUAGUUUUUAUGUGCGUGCUGCCUAUCAGCUAAGUGCCACUUAAAUUUUUAAAUUUUUUCGUCUCAAUGAGAGUCAGUUUUUUGCGUAAGGGCGUCCGGAAUUAUAUUUUGAUAUAUAUAUCUUUUUCAGAGAAUUACCAUGAUUGUCUGAAUGACGUAAAAGCUGCAACAGCACUACAACCAUUUUAUCCCAAGGCGAUUAUCAGAGGUAAAAAUGAAACUGACUUAAAAAUCUCAAGCUUUAUUUCUCUUCUAUGACAAAUGACAAAUGAGUCAACUUUGUUUCACUAGGAGCGAGCGCCUGUUUAAAGUUGAAGCAAUUUGAAGAAGCCAUGAUCUGGUGUGAUAAGGGGCUGGCCGUAUCCUUUCUUAGA